Messenger RNA from Eurytemora carolleeae, 2629 nucleotides. RefSeq names its product protein zer-1 homolog. NCBI's taxonomy places the organism in Eukaryota, Metazoa, Arthropoda, Copepoda, Calanoida, Temoridae. Gene Ontology annotation, cellular component: Cul2-RING ubiquitin ligase complex. The transcript has 29 exons. The record is from RefSeq and is a predicted model, not a curated record. Bases 53 to 2380 code for a protein of 775 amino acids.
AGAAACUCAUAAUGGAAACCUAGAACUUUGUUUUGGAUUUAAAAAGUGCAGGAUGGGUUUAACAAGAAGAAAAGUAUGGGAGGCAAACUCCCCGGAGACACUGGUUCAAACAACUACCAGGUUUUGUUUGUCAAAUCUUUCGAUGUUUACGAAGAGAGAAGAAACAGGGCUUCUACAUUUAAAGGAUGAUAUUUACCUGCCUGCAGAACUGUGCGAAAACUUUAUCCAUGUUGCAAAGGAAGAUGGAAUAAAUAUAUCUGAUGAAUUUCUAAAUAUAUUCCAGCCUGGACAAACUAAGCUGAGAAGUUUAUUUCUGGAGAACUCACCUGUCUCUGAUGAAGGGCUCAAAAUGUUGUUAAGUCAAGAGUUACGCGAGCUGGAGAUUAAACAAUGCAAAUAUUUAACGGUGAACUCUCUGCAUAAUCUGAACAAGUACUCUGAGCGGUUGGAGAGGUUAGAACUUGGUACAGAGGUCUACAUUCUUCCAGACUACCUGCAACCUCAGGGAACGUUUUCUGAUUCUGAAAGCGAGGAUGAACGAGAUGGAAACAUUUUCGAGAAGCAAGGAUAUAUUUUACAGGCUCCGAAUCUUCAGAGUUUGAUAAUUCGAGAUCUGUUUGUACGAAAGGGUUCAAGUUACUUCGAUCUUCUGCUUAAACCGCUCUCAGGAUUACUGCGGCUGGAUGUUCCAGGAUUAAAUCACAAUUUCGGGAUUAAAUGCUUUGAUUGGCUUCUAAACUGUAAACUUCUAGUCUCUCUUAAUCUUCACAAUGUUAAAAACCUUCAAAGUUCUCUGCACUGCUUGACACAGCUGACAAGACUCCAGCACCUGGAUGUUUCUCAAUGUAAGGACUCCAGAGGACAAUUCAAGGAGCCAGUCGUCUUCCUUAAAACCCUGGUUGAAUCUUUACCCCAGCUGACAUCCCUGGAUAUAUCAGGAACAAAUCUCUCCAGUUUAACUACUCAUCCUGUCCCAGGGAAACUCUGCGAUAUUGCCGGGCUUGUUUCAAGGGUUGAUAAACCGUUAAAUUUCCUUGGACUUUAUAAAACCCUUGAUGAUGCUUCCAGUAGACUCCAUAUACCAGCCAGAUCAAUAACUGGGGAUCAUUCCGAAGAGCAGAUUCUGCUGGCCGGUCAACUUUAUCUAGACAGAGCGUCUGUACUUGAGAAUAUAUUGAACGACCUGUUCCAAAUGUUUCGAAGUGAAACUUGUCAAAAUCUGAAGCUAGCACUAGAGGUUCUGCUCAUGGCGAUGGAGAGACACAAUAAGGAGAAGCAUAUUCAGAUAUCAGGCAGUGCCUCCCUUUACUAUGUUGUUAAAUCUGAAUCAAUCAAACCAGAUCUGAAUGUAAAGGUUAAGCGAAAAAUUUUAUCGAUAUUACUGAACGGGAUGCUAACACACAAGACGGAUCCGACUAUGAUGAGGAACGGGUGUUUAACACUCUGCCAUUUUACGAUGCCGCAGGAUGUUCUUUUCGAUUAUGAAAGAUUAGUCUGUAUCCUGCUACAUAUUGUAUCUGAUCAUCAUAUAUAUCAUUAUAUAUAUAUCAUCUUAUUUAUCAUCUUAUUUAUCAUCUUAAUACAGGUUGAGGGAGAACAGAAGAAGCUGGUUGGAGGAUUAGGAGCAAUAGAAAAGAUGCUUCAGAUCAUUAAAGACAAGCUGUCGGCAGGGCUUUGCGACGACGUGAUGGAGACUGCGUGGUCGACAAUGUGGAAUGUGACAGAUGAGACUCCGUUCAACUGUAAGAGGUUUCUGGACGGGGACGGGAUGAAUCUAUUCCUCAAAUGCAAGGAGAGGUUCCCAGACAAGCAGGAUCUGUUGAGGAAUAUGAUGGGACUCCUGGGAAAUGUUGCAGAAGUUCCUCAUUUAAGAAAAUAUCUUAUGACAAGUGAAUUUGUGGAGGAGUUUUCCUUCCUUAUGGAUUCCAGUAGUGAUGGCAUUGAAGUCUCCUAUAAUGCAGCCGGUGUGUUGGCCCACAUGGCUAGCGAUGGUCCUGACGCCUGGACUAUACAGGAACCAGAGAGAGAUUUCGUACUGGCACGGAUGGUCAGAGCUAUUAAUAGGUGGCAGAUAGACUCUGCAAGAAAUAUAAAUUAUCGAUCCUUCGAGCCAAUUAUUCGUUUGCUUCCAAUCUUCCAUACUCCGGAGUGCCAACUCUGGGCUGUCUGGGCUAUUGCUAAUCUAACAAAGGUGUCCCCUGAGAAGUACUGCGGGCUGGUGGUGUCUGAGGGAGGUCUCCAGGUCAUUGAAGAGAUAAUAAACUCUAAUACUGGAGAUGUUGCAACCACUAGACCAGACGUUCUUAACUUCGCUAAUCAAGUCAGGUUUAAUGUCCUUCAAUGGAGAGAAAACGGCCAGCGGCUUGACUUUGAUGGAUAGACCGAGGUCAUGUGACUAAAAUUGGACGGAUCAACAAGUCGAGAAAUUCAUAGAAUAUAUUUAAUAUAUAUAAUAUAUAUACCCAAACCUGAAGUCUAGAAAAGUAGAAGAACAAUAGUAUCAUCACUAGUACAAUUUGAGCGUUGAAAAAUUACAAAAUAGUUCACUAAGUUAUGAUGUGACAAAGCACUCAAUUUGGUAAUUUUUAGCUGCUAACACUUAAAUACAGAAAAGCGUUUCUUGUUUGAA